Xyrauchen texanus (razorback sucker) is the source of this 5267-nucleotide messenger RNA. Its product is annotated as protein FAM78A-like. Lineage: Eukaryota; Metazoa; Chordata; Actinopteri; Cypriniformes; Catostomidae. The coding region runs from base 781 to 1599 and encodes 272 amino acids. The record is from RefSeq and is a predicted model, not a curated record. The transcript is spliced from 3 exons.
UUACGAGGACAAUUUUGUAAGUUACAAACUGGUAAUUACAAGGUUAUUAUGCUAUAAAUGUGAUUUAUGAGGACAUUUGUAGUGUCCCCAUAAUUCAAAUCGCUUAAAAAUCAUACUAAACAAUGUUUUAUUGAAAAUGUAAAAAUGCAGAAUGUUUUCUGUGAGGGUUAGGUUUAGGGGUUGUGUUAGGUUUAGAGGAUAGAAUCUAUAGUUUAUACAGUAUAAAAGUCAUUAUGUCUAUGGAAAGUCCUCAUAAUGAUAGGUAGACCAACAUGUGUGUGUGUGUGUGUGUGUGUGAGAGAGAGAGAGUGAGUAAGUGUGUGUGUGUGUGUGUGUGUGUUAGAGAGAGAUAGUGAGUGAGUGUGUGUGUGUGAGUGUGUGUGUGAGAGAGAUAGUGAGUGAGUGUGUGUGUGUGCGUGUGAGUAUGUGUGUGAGAGAGAUAGUGAGUGUGUGUGUGCGUGUGAGUGUGUGUGUGUGUGCGUGUGAGUAAGUGUGUGUGAGAUAGUGAGUGCGUGUGAGUGUGUGUGUGUGAGAGAGAUAGUGAGUGUGUGUGUGUGCGUGUGUGCGUGUGAGUGUGUGUGAGAGAGAGAUAGUGAGUGUGUGAGAGUUUACAGUCCGCAAAUGACGGAAAGUUGACGAAUAUUAUUUUCUAUUUGCUUUGUUUAAUUUAAUUUAAUUAUUGAAUUAAGAAGACCAUUUGCAGAAGUGAUAAAUCGUUCUUCCGUCCUGUUUGCAGCUCAUUCCUGUCGGACACUAUCUAGUGUGUUAUUUUGAGGGUUCAUGUCGUGCUGGCCGCUCGUGUGGAUUGUGAUGGGCUGUAUUCAGAGUAUCAGGUGUAAACCCAAGAGUUUCCGGGACAGCAUCGUGGUUCUGGAGGUGAACUCGUCCAUUGACUCGAACCCCACCAGCAUCGACGAGUCCUCUAGCGUGGUGCUGCGCUACCGCACGCCGCAUUUCCGCGCGUCGGCUCGGGUGCUGGUGCCGCCGGUGGCCGCUAAAGAGAGCUGGACGAUCGGCUGGAUUCAGGCGUGCAAUCACAUGGAGUUCCACAACAAAUACGGAGCCACAGGGAUGUCGAGCUGGGAGCUCCCGGAUCUUCGAGACGGAAAGAUCGAAGCCAUCAGCGACUCGGACGGCGUCAACUACCCGUGGUACGGCAACACCACCGAGACGUGCACCGUGGUGGGACCCACCAAGAAGAACACCAAGUUCACCGUCAGCAUGAAUGACAAUUUCUACCCGAGCGUGACGUGGGGCGUGCCCGUCAGUGACAGUAAUGUGCCCAUGCUGAGCAGCAUCUGGAGGGACCAGAGCUUCAUCACGUGGCUGGUGGCCAUCAACCAGGCAUCGGGCGAGAUCCUGGUGCUGCAGACGGUGCGCUGGCGCAUGCGUUUGCACAUCGAGGUGGAUUCGGACAAACCGCUCGGCCAGAGGGCGAAGCUGCGUGAGCCGAUAGCCCAGGAGCAACCGCAGGUGCUCAGCAAGAACGAACCCAUCCCACCCAAUGCCAUGAUCAAACCCAAUGCCAACGACGCUCAGGUCCUGAUGUGGCGCCCCAGGACUGGUGAUGCAGUGGUGGUCAUCCCGGCCAAACAGUGAACCUCUUCACUGUAUCUAAUAAGAUUGAGUACAAAUAAGCACUUGCUUCCGUUGAUAUGAAGGGUCAUGAAUCUGAAACAAAGUGCAAACAAACCGCUCUACCUGCAGACUGGCUCGGGAUCACUGUGCUAAAAGACUACGAGAUUUUUAUGCUUUUUUAUGUUGUUUGGGAAUAUUGCUUUAUAGCCAUGCAUUACAAUAACUGGCUAACUGGUAUACAUGUGCACAUAUGGCAAGCUGAAAUGACAUGUAAUCACGUGCAGAAAAUGAAUUGUAGAUAUCUGUAAUAAAAUGUCCUCUAGUAAAAAUGCCAAUUGUUGGUAGUAGCAAUGGAGUUACUAUUAGUAAAAAUGCAACUUUUAUAUAUCAUUUAUUAGGUGUGCACUAGUAAACAUUUUAAUUCUUGAUAAGAAAACUGAUGUCAUUACUAAAAAAAUCAUUAUUCCUGAUACCUGUAAUUGCAUUUUCUCAAGUAAACUGUCACAAUGAUCUGUCACUGACUCCGGUUCAAAUGCAAUUACAGGUAUAUUUGAUUUAGAAGUGCACAUAUCAGUUAUGUAAAUGAACUUGAACAUGUUAGAUUCAGUAUUUCAGAUAUCUGGAAAUGGAUUCAGAUAUCAUUAAAUUGAAGAGUAAUUAAAGAUAUUUUAAUAAAAGCUUUCUUAGUUGUUACAAUCACAUUGUGAUAUGAACAUUGAUAUUAGUGAAAACCAAAUAACUGAUAUGAAAAAUGAGCAUUUUUACUAGUUGUAAUUCAGUUGUUGAUAUCAGGGAUGGACAUUUGCGCUUGUAACAAUGUAAUGUCAUUGAUCCCAAAAAAGAUCAUUUUUACUAGAGAAGUGCAUCACUGAUAUGCGCAUUUGGAAUUUCAACUAGUAAAAACAUUCAAUAUAGAUAUCUGUAAUUGUGUUGUGAACAGAAAUGAAUGACAGAUCAUUGCAAAAUUGCAGUUACAGAUAUCAAACAUAAUGUUUUUACUAGUGCACACCUGAUUAUUGACUGAAAAAAGAAAUCAUUUGCAUUAUCAGUAGUAACAAUUCCAUUCCUGAUAUGAAGAAUGAACAUUUUAAUGGCAGUGACAAUUGAAUGAUAGAUACCUAUAAUUCAUAUCCUGCUCGUGACUAAAUGUCAAAGGGGCUAGCGAUAGUGCACGUUUAUAUAUGCGAGUCAUAUUUAAUGUUGUGGCAUAUUUCAAAUGAAAAGUGUAACUUUUUGAUGUUAAACAUGCAGGACAUUGGAUUCACGCUGCCUUAAGUUUACAUUGCUUUCCACGGCAAACUUUUAGCCUUAAAUGAAGUGCAAUGCAGUAAAACACACAUCCGACCUGUUAGAACCGCAGAUGUGUCCCAAUCUUUCCUUAUUCCUCCUAAAUGACUCCUGUUGAAGGGGACUUUGAUGACAUCUCUAUGGGAUGGCUGUGUACUGAAUGAAAUGAAGGCAAAAUUCCCUAGAGUGUGGAUCUGUUUUGCACAAACAUGAAGGAAUUAUAGAUAUUAUUAUGCAUACAGCAUUUUAAACAGGCACUUAACUAAAGUGAUUUAGUUGCAGAUAUAUUUUUCCAAAACAGCUGACAAACAGGUAUUGAUGAUCUUCCAAAGUAUUUCAAACACUGGAGAGCUGAAAAUACAGAUUUUCUAAUACACGUCCGUUGUCCCCCAUUGCUGUGUGAGGGAUGUCAGUCAUUGAUUCGGGACAUCUUGAGUGGUCAAUUGAUGCUGUUAUUAAUAAGCUGACAGCUAAAGCAGAUGGGAGGUGCAUUUAGUCAUUUGGCAAAAAUGUGAGAUUUAAGUUUGAGUUUGUGAGUUUUAGUUAUACUGAAGGGUUCACACCUGAUACACGUACAGUGGAAGUCUGAGAUCACUAGUGAAAAUGCUUCUAAUUUCAUAACAAAUUUUACUAUCAGUGUUAACAAUUUCAGUGAAAGUUGAAUUGAAAAAUGUACUUGAAUACCUCUCUUUCCAGAACGCAUCUGAUGUGCUUCAAUGGACGCAAGCGAACCGUCUGCAUAGACUUCACUUAUUUAAUGUCACUAUAAUUCAUAUUUGAAAUAGUGGAGAAUUUGUAAUAUUUCGUCCUCAUGUCACAACUUUGUUUUAAGUGUUACAAAAGGUUUGUAUCCCAGAUUUUCAAUCAUUACAGUUAAAAUUGCAAUUAUAAUUGACCUACAGUCUUCAUCUGCCAGUCCAAGUAUACAUGACACAAUGCAUAAUGAAUAUUUGAAAGAAGGUCAACAGCUGUGGAAGUGUUAAAUACAUGUUGCAUGUCACCUCUGUGUUUCACAAGGAGCAACGCAGAGACCGAUUGUGGUCCAAUUAAAGCAUGUACAGGCUGGACGAAACCAGACUAACCUGGUCUGUUAGUCUGACUUUAUAGACAUGGGACUGGUACGAUCUUAGUCGACAUGACAAAUUAUUGACUGAAGUUGAACUUUCAAAGUGCAUGUAAACAUUCUGAAUGUGGUCUCAGACUUUUGGGCUUCACUAUAUAUGGAGGGACUCAAGGGUUUGAUUUGGUGUCAUUCUUUGUUCUACUCAUAUAAUCGAAACACCAAAAACAACUAAAAAGCACAUUAAAACUUUCAUAAGAGUAGUCCAUAGGACUCGUGCUCUAGAUUGUAAUAUCUUCUGAAGUCGUACAGUAGUUCUGUGUGAUGAAGGGACCCAGAUCGGAUCUCAUAGAUUAUGAUCUGUCCGUGAAAAGACGGGUUUGACUCAACUGUACGCAGAUUCAGAGAAAACAGAUUGAUUAUUUUAGUCAACAUUAAGGGAGUUCUUUGGUCUACAAGUUGAGUUCAAUCAGUCACAUGGAUGUAUACAGCAGCUGCUGUUGGUGUGGAUUAGAUGUUUUAUUCUGAUGGGAAACACAGAGCAGCGCAAUUUAGGCUCUGUACAAUCACACACAGCGAUGAGGACUUGUGUGAAGCUGCUUAAACCUCUCUAAAGAUACUCUGGAGUUAAACAGAGGAAUAUUAUUAUCCACAUAUGCCAAAAAUGCUUUAUGUUCACAUGCACAAUGUAAAACCCCUCUGACUGACAGAACAUGACCUGUUAGCAGGUAUAUUUAUGUGUGUGAGUGUUUGGUCUGUAAUGAGUGUUUCAUCAAUAGGGCUCAAAAUGACAUGACAAACGAGACAAAUUGUUCACUGUAGUGAAUAAACAAACUACAUCUUUCAGCUUAGAAUUUAGUCUUUUUUUUUUUAAACAAUCAAAAUAAUAUAUUUAUUGUUAUAUAUUUUUGAAUGUCAAUAUUCAUAUAAAGACAUCAAAUUAAAAGGUAAAACAGGCCUAAAACAUCCUGUGCUAACGACAUCGAUGCACUGAAUAGUUUGGCUUUUUGCCUUGAAAUAUUUUGUUCCAAUAUUCAUAAUUUUAUGAAUGGGACAUCUGCACUAUAAAUCCCCUUAAAUCAAAUUCAAAUCUUCAAAUAUUUUGUAAAUAACAGUUUGUGACAGUGAACCGCUCGGUGUGUUUCUGUGCGAUUCAGAUAAGGGGCUAUAUUAUUGUGAAAGCUGUUUCUUUGAUUUUAUUUCUGAUGGUGUGUUUGUUUUUUUAUAUUAUGUCCAUGAAAAUAAUACUUGACAAAUAUGACUGGGACAUAUUUGAAACUGUGAACAUGCACAUUGUAAAUACAGACGAGAUAUUUUCCAUGAAGAAAUAAAAGUGAAAUUC